Molecule: messenger RNA, 1452 nt
Organism: Gracilinanus agilis (Agile Gracile Mouse Opossum)
Lineage: Eukaryota; Metazoa; Chordata; Mammalia; Didelphimorphia; Didelphidae
Product: solute carrier family 22 member 15-like
Exons: 11
Coding region: 1-1452 (483 amino acids)
Biological process (GO): transmembrane transport
Cellular component (GO): membrane
Molecular function (GO): transmembrane transporter activity
Source: RefSeq, a predicted model, not a curated record
AUGGCGGUGGGGGCCGCUCCCCGACUUGCCCUGAGCGUGGCCCCAUUUCCCAGAUGGAAGAGGCUGUCUAGGCCGCCCCCUCCCUUCUUUGAUGGGGAGCCUGAGGCCCAGGACCUUCCCCUUGGCCCCAGCAGCAAGCUCCUUCCUCUGGGCUUGGAGACUGCACAGAGCCAAGGGCUGAGGGGAAAGGCGGGGCUGCCCACAUCUGGCCAGAGCAACCACAUCUGGCCGCAGCAGCAGCAGCAGCCCGGGGGCCCCGGCUGGGCGGAGGUCCGCCCCCUCCGGCCCAGCCCGCCACAGCUGUCCCGGGCUGCCCAUGGAGCUCGACCAGGCUUUCUGCGCCGCGGGCGAGUUCGGGAGAUGCCAGAGGCGCCUCGUGGCCGUUCUGCUGGGGCUGCAGGUCUCUUUUUUGAUGUCAUUUUGGGCUAUAUCUCAGCCUUCGCCCCAAGUUACCGAGUCUUUGCCAUGUCCCGCCUUGGUGUCGGAGUUAUGAAUGGUGGAACAGCUUUAGUAUCUUUUGUCUUGACACAAGAAUAUGUAGGGAAAUCAUUUUGGGCACUAACAGGUUCGUUGACCAACAUGACUUUCGCGGUUGGCAUCGCAUUCUAUGCUGUGCUCGGGUACUACAUCAGGGACUGGCGCACCUUGGUCUUUGUCUCGAAUUCUCCUGGGGCUUUCUUCUUUCUCCUUUCCUACCUGCUCCCUGAAUCACCGAGGUGGCUGCAUUCCCAAGGGGCUGUGGAAAAAGCCGAGGCCAUAAUGCAGUACAUAGCCUGUGCUAAUGGCAAAGAGAGGUUAAAGAUAAAAUUGAAACCACUUGGAGGGGCAGGGAAAAUCCAAGACUCAGCACCUGGAGUUCUGAACCUGGUCACACACCCCGUCCUUCGCUGGCGGACAGUCAUCCUGAUGUACAUUUGGUACGUGUGUAGCCUUGUCUACUAUGGCCUUACUCUGAAUGCUGGUGAACUCAAAGGAAAUCUGUACCUGAACGUGGCUCUGUAUGGUCUGGCGGAAGUCCCGGCAUGCCCUCUCUGUAUAUACUUCAUCGAGAAGCCCUGGGCGGGGAGACGGAGAACCGCCUCUGCUUUCCUCGUUUUCGCAGGGUUUACCUGCAUCUCCUCCGUGUUCUUGAGUGACCGUUCCGGUUGGUUUUGGAAUCCCACGCUGUUGGCCUUGAGUGGAAAACUGGCGAUAAGCGCCGCCUUCAACAUCGUGUACAUCUACACCUCAGAACUCUACCCGACAGUCAUCAGGAACGCCGGCCUGGGGGUCUGCUCGAUGGCCUGCAGACUGGGUGGCAUCUUGGCUCCUUUCGUCCCCACCAUGAAGUCUCUGGGCCCGGCCGUCCCGUUGCUGGUGUUCGGCCUCAGCGGACUCUCCGCAGGAUUCCUGGAUCUGCUCCUGCCAGAAACACUGAACGGGCCCAUCGCGGAGAGCCUGCAGGAUCUGUAG